Molecule: messenger RNA, 1635 nt
Organism: Phycomyces blakesleeanus NRRL 1555(-)
Lineage: Eukaryota; Fungi; Mucoromycota; Mucoromycetes; Mucorales; Phycomycetaceae
Exons: 4
Coding region: 33-1565 (510 amino acids)
Source: RefSeq, a predicted model, not a curated record
CAAAGAACAACAACAAUCAAAAAGAAAAUAUCAUGAAUAUCCAAAAGGGUGUUAACCCUCAUCGCCCAUACUACACCCCUGGUCUCCAUCACCAACACAACUACACUUCUUUACCUUCGAAUGAUGCUGCUCCAGGAUUGACCCCCAAUAUAUAUCUCGACAAUGAAGAAAGACCCCUCAAAGGACUGACGACCCGCAUCACUACAUUUGCUGCUGCAAAGUACAUGCUGACAAUGCUGACAAGUCCAUUUGAUGUCGGAACAACUCUUUUGCAAGUACAAUACUCACCUCAUGAGGAUGUCGAAGUCAUUGGAUUUCGUGACACCAUUAAAAAGAACCCUCUUGUUGAACAAACUACAGGUUAUCAGAAUGGAACUUCCUCGGAUGAAGAUGAAGACGAUGCAUUCUACAGUAUGCGACCCGGAAAUACAACAAAUCAAGAAAAAGAACCUACUCAACCAUCCUGGUCAAAUUAUGCACGAAAUACGGAAUCGCAGAAAAAGCACCCACACCCCCACCCCCACCAACAGCAACAACAACAAGUAACAGUUACGUCUAGAAGUGUUUAUGACGAUGAAAGUCGACCUGUUCACCAGAUGGCACCAAUGGGAGGAGGAGUUCUUGAGAUAUUGAGUGUUAUUGUGAAGCAACCUGGUGAAGGGUGGAUGUCGCUUUUUAAAGGUCAGAGAGUAACAUGGGUUUAUGAAAUGGCAAGAGCGUGUCUACAACCUGCUCUUGAAGGCGCAUUAAACGACGUGUUUGGAUUGUAUGAUGAUACGAUACCAUUAAUGCAUCUUGACAAUGUCACUCCAAACAUGACAACCAUGGUAGCAAGUCAUUUGGCAAUAGGCAUUCUGUUGAGCCCACUGGAAAUUAUCCGUACCCGGUUAAUUGUUCAGUCGUCUUCGCCUACGAAUGCAAAAUACAGACAUCUCAUCCACGCAUUUGCAACCAUGUGCCGAGAAGAAGGCGGUCUUGGCAAAGUAUAUGGCUCGAUCAACCUUUUACCCACCAUUCUCUAUCACACUAUCCACCCGCUCUUGACGUGCAGCACGCCGUUAAUUAUCGACAGAUGGCUGCAUAUAUCUGCCUCAGAUUCACCUAUUCUGUAUGGCGCAGCCCAAUUGGCCAUGAGCACACUGGCGCUUCUUAUCACAUUGCCACUAGAAGUUAUCCGUAAAAGAUUACAAUGUCAGGUCCCAUAUUCUCCCAAAGAGAUAGGAGGAGGAGGCCCGUUUGAAACAUCUGUCGCACUUCGUCCAGUUCCUUACAACGGUAUACUAGAUGCCGUAUACAAGAUCAUGAAAGAAGAAGGCACAAAGAAAAAACACAAUACGAAACGUACAGUCAUCAAACGGAGGAAAGAUUAUAAUAAUAGUGAUGAUAAUGAUAGUAAUAGUGAGGAUGGUGAAACGUUUGAAAAUGAUCGACAAAUCAAGACUACAAGUGCCUGGGGUAUUCGUGGACUUUAUAGAGGAUUCGGCAUGCAAUUGGCUGCAAAUGCCCUUCUUUUUGUCUUUCACACAAUAAAUGGAAUUGAAGUUGAUUUUGACGGAUCCAGUUAAAAGCUUCGGGAAAUAAAUAAAUAAAAUAAAUCCCUCUUUUCUGUUUUUGGUACAAAAACCAAAAAAAAAA